AUGAACGGCACCAUGGAGACUCCCGUCACCACCCCUGGCGUACUCGCCGAGAAGAUUGACCACCAUUGGGUCAAGCACACCGUCGCAGGACACAAGUACAGCGCCAUCAAGUCGUCUGUGUUCGCCAGCAACCACCAGGCCCAGAUUACCGCUGCUGUCAACGACUGCAAUGCCCAUGCCCAGGCCGGCCUCCAACUUCAGCUGGAACUCCUCGACGCCAUCGAAGACCAAGCGUGGCUGUUGCUCCCCGACGACAUCGACCGAGUUAUCCACCACGAAUUUGCCUGCGAGGACGACAUCUCGCUCGCCGUCUCAUUCCGUCGCUCCGAUGUCCUCGACAACCUCAAGGCCCGUCAAGAUGCCGCUAAACUGGCCAUGCAAUCGUCACGCAAGCGUCAGAGCAGCCCGACACCAUCCGAGUCUGACAGUGUCCAAAGCUGCAUCGUCAUCGAGGAAGACGCAGAGACGCCCGUCCCUGAGACGCCCGCCCCCGAGAGUCCCUUCAUUGAAGAGACACCCUCGCCAUCGCCCGCCCCCGAAGACGAUCCUGACCUGGUCGCUACCAUCAACAUGCGCUGGCAAGAGUACCUCAAUGUGCGCCAGACCCUCGACGAAGCCAGCAACGCCGCCUUCCAGACCGCGUCGCUCAGGUCCCAAGCAUCUGACUAUGCGAAGAGUCUCAAGGAGAUUGCCACCGAUGCUGUGAUCCAUCAGCAUCUUCUCGCUACCCAGCUUCGCAAUGUCGCGGAUCCUCCCAGUGAUGCUCUGGACGCCAUGAAGCUGAGAUUCUCCGGCUCCGACUUGCCAGAGUUUGAGGCUGAAAUUGUUCGUUUCGGCCAAGCCGACCCUCCGUCCGUGUCCCGUCCCAAAGCUGUCGCGACAUCAAAACCCAAGGCCGUCGCGACAACAAAGCCCAAGGCCAGGAAACCCAAGGCUCGCCCAGCGAAUCAGUCCAGCAUCAAGUCGUUCUUCGCCCCCAAGGCUGGACCAUCUCAAGUCGUGCCCACUCCCCCGCCAACCACCAAGCGACCAGGCAAGACGGCUGUGAUGGAGCCUUCGCCCGCCCCUCGUCGAUCGACUCGUCUCAGCAAUCAGACACCCAAGACUGUCGUUCAGGAUGCCGCUGCUAGCAGUGCCGAUGAGGAGUGGUCGCUCCGUCAGCCUUCAGAUGAUGAUGCUUCCGAGGAUGACGCCUCUAAUGAUGGCGCCUCUAGGGAUCACGACUCUGAGGAUGACUCCUUAGGCCAGACGCUACAGCUUGGGAUUGAAGCUGCAUCUGACAGUGAUGCGGGAGACCAGGCAGCUCCUAAGCCUACUAUCGAUAUCGCAAGAUGCAACAGAUGGCCAUCGACCGAGGACUAUCCGCGGAGGAGUUUGACUACUACUGCAAUAUCCCAUCCCGUGACAGACGAAUCGAGCGAGUGUGGUAUCCUUUUUACAUUCAUUCUAGGCCACAAGCCACCGCCUCUGGCUGGAAGGGAUAUGGUAUAUCGAUUCAUCUGCCAGAGGCUUUAUAGGAUGCGCAGUUGUUAA
This is a messenger RNA of Clonostachys solani, 1533 nucleotides long. NCBI's taxonomy places the organism in Eukaryota, Fungi, Ascomycota, Sordariomycetes, Hypocreales, Bionectriaceae. The record is from the annotation of a GenBank genome assembly.